Molecule: messenger RNA, 1818 nt
Organism: Ceutorhynchus assimilis (cabbage seed weevil)
Lineage: Eukaryota; Metazoa; Arthropoda; Insecta; Coleoptera; Curculionidae
Source: the annotation of a GenBank genome assembly
AUGAGCAAAUCGAAGAAAGAGUUUAGAGAAAUACAAAAAAAGGAUGUAACAAAGAGUAAAGAAAUCAAGGACCUGUUUGGAGGCUCCUGUGAUAUGUGUAGAUCAAUUAUCUGUAGGCAGUGCUCUGGAGUAUCAUCGAGCGAGAUUAGAGUGCUAACUGCUCAAACAAGAGUUGUAACAUACUAUUGCCCUGAGUGUGUUGAGAUUAUACGUACAUCAGUCAAAAACCUUCCAACUCUGAAGGAACAGAUUAGCAGCAUUGAAAAGAAAUUGAGCGUCCUUGAACUGCCUCACAAAGAUACUGUGGACAGGGUUCCAGUGAUAAAUGAGGCAACCAGAAAACCUGCAGAUGACGAGUUGUCUAAUGAUUUCUUUGUUGCAUUAACAACUAACAGAAAGAAUAUACUCAAUUCCCAAACUGAACUCAUUGGCUCACAGUUAAAUAAUGUAGUUAACAACAUUAAAGACGCCAAUAAGGAGUUGAUUAGAUUUCUUACUCAGAAUAAUGAAAGUGCCACUCCUGAGCAGCACAAAAUUGGAUCCACCCAAUUGUUGGGUGCUGAACAGCGCAUAAAGGGCUCAAAUAAGAGUAGCUUGGGACUAGCAGCAGCAGCUAAGCAAUCAUGGUUCUAUGUGGGGAAUCUAAGUGGUAACACCACGGCAGAUCAACUUAAAGCUCAUUUGGAAUCCAAUAAUAUACCAGCUCAGAUUGAUAAAGAAACAGACGAAAGUAAUGAUGUAGAUGAUGAUACCGCUUUGCAAGAUAUGAAUCCGGACUCUGAGGAGCCCCAGAAGACUAACGACAUACAAGAGCCUGACGAGACUGAAGAGCAUCAUGAGAUUCAGAAGCCUCACGGGACUCAGCAGUCUCACGAGACUCAUGAGCUUCGCGUGACCCAGGAGCCCAACGAGUCUCAGCAGACUCCAAAGACUCGGAUUAGAGUCAGUAACAAGGAAAGAAAACCCCCUCAGAUGACUCAUAGUAUCCCGAACAAAAAACGUGCAGUUGAAAAAUUGGAUGCUGCUUUCGAAAUUCUAACAAAGGCAUCGAAUAAGGAACCACCGCAGGAUCCAAGCGAAUGUCAAAUAUUUGGAAAUCUUGUAGCCAAGAAACUUAGUAAAUAUUCGAACGUAGCACAAACGGCAGUACAAGAAGCCAUCAUGAAUAUUUUAUUUGCGGCAGACAAGGGGUAUUAUAAUCAAUAUCCCGCUCCAAGAGGUUAUCAAUCAAACAAUUAUUCCACAAUCCAAAGCGAACUUGUACAACGUGAUUCGGUUUACCAAGAUACUCAGUUGAUACAAUCCCCAUAUUCACCCCGUCCCGCAGCUCAUUGGGAUUUUGCAACUGACGCAUCAUCCCAAGCGCCUCAGUUUUCACCGGUACCACUGCCACUAAUAUCUCCAGCAUCAGCAAGUUCACAAUGCUCGGGUAUGACAAAUUAUUCCGCUUCUACCAGCAAUCCACCCCCAUUUACCAGUGCAACAUUACUAACUGAUUUAAACUUGCCAGAUAAUUAAAUGAUAUUCAAGAACAAAAUUUUAUAGAAAAAUGUUUUAUAAUAAAGAAUUUUGAGCAAUAAAUAAAUCAACAUACCUGUAUAUUCUCCUUCAACCCUUCUAUGAGAGCUUCACACACUUCUGGUACUAUAGCGCUUAUCGAUUGUUUCGAAAUUUUGAACAGAUAUUGCAGACUCGUGAAGGAAUCUCCAGUCGCCAGAAAACGCAUUGUUACUGCCAAUCUUUCCUGAACCGAAAUAGCUUGUCUCCAAUUAGUGUCUCUUCUUGAUACUUUUGGACCGAUUAGGUUAAUCAAAAAUU